Molecule: messenger RNA, 5393 nt
Organism: Carassius carassius (crucian carp)
Lineage: Eukaryota; Metazoa; Chordata; Actinopteri; Cypriniformes; Cyprinidae
Product: protocadherin-1-like
Exons: 5
Coding region: 657-3941 (1094 amino acids)
Biological process (GO): homophilic cell-cell adhesion
Cellular component (GO): plasma membrane
Molecular function (GO): calcium ion binding
Source: RefSeq, a predicted model, not a curated record
CGAGAGAGGGGGAGCGCGAGAGCGAGAGCGCAAUCGGUCGGAAAUCACUUCACUCUCACAUAGGUUAUCCACAGUAUACACGCGCGGCGAGCUGCGGCAAGAGCGCGAGCCCCGGUGUCCCCAGUAAUACUGAAUGGUGAACUGAUGUUGAGAGCACGCGUACUGGACACUACCGGACAUAGUCUUGGAAGAUUUUCUCUGUUUUCACUCUUACGCACAGACAGUAGUUGACUGAAGGUUGAAGUUUUUGGAGGAUGUUGUCCUGUGGAAUUGGAGGUUUCGGGAUGCUGUGAACCCUGUCCGGAGUAGCGCUGUUUCGGGGUUUCCUUUCGUGCGCAUGGAGAGAACACUUCUCUCUGAUGUGUGUAACCACCAUCAGCCAAGUUGCGCGCUCUUAUUUUCUUGACGUGACACUUUUCGCUACCGUUCUAAAGGACCCUUUGUGUUAAAAAUAGGAUUUUUUUAACGAAAACGAAGAGAGCUGACAGCGGAAAAGGGUGCUGUUUUGUAUCAACAGGAUUGCGGUGGUGCUGAAUUUUGGAUAUCCAAAGCGCUUGAUUUGUGGCGUGCAAAGGGAAAGCGGCUCCCGGUCCGACUCCGUCGGCCAAGACUAGCCUACAUCUAAGAGGAGUAACUAUACGUUAAGCAACAGACAGAUGUUGUGCCAGAGUGCCAAUAAGAUGUGGUCAAGGUGGAGUGCCAUGCUAGUGUGGAUUUUCCUUCUUCUCUGUUAUUCUGCAAAUGUCGUCAGCACCAUUAUCUACCAGGUAACCGAGGAGCAGCCGCCUAACACACUGAUUGGCAGCUUGGCAUCUGACCAGGGCUUGCCAGACACUGGCCACCUUUACAAGCUUGAGGUGGGUGCUCCUUACCUCCGUGUGGAUGGCAAAACAGGGGAUAUCUACACCACAGAGACCCCGAUCGAUCGUGAGACUCUCAAGGACUGCCGCAACCUUUUCGAGGGCGAUCCUUGUUUCUUAGAAUUUGAGGUAUCUAUUACAGACCUGAUGAAAGGCACAGGACCUCGGCUCAUCGAAGGCCGCAUUGAGAUCUUGGAUGAGAACGACAACACUCCACAGUUCUCUUCACCUGUCUUGACAUUGUCGAUCCCAGAGAACACGCACGUCGGUGCGCUUUUUGCCAUACCUCUGGCCACCGACAAGGAUUCUGGAAGCAAUGGCAUCGCCGAUUAUGCCCUAACGACUGGCCCUGAAGCUGCCAACCUUUUCAGCCUGCAGGUGGCACAAGACUCAGAUGAGAAAUUGCCACAACUCAUUGUAUUGGGAAACCUGGAUAGAGAGCAGCGAGAUUCAUAUGACCUCAACAUAAAAGUGAUCGAUGGUGGCUCUCCACCCCGCCAGAGUAGUGCCCUGCUCAGGAUCACCAUCACAGAUGCCAAUGACAACGUGCCUAAAUUUGAGAAGUCACAUUAUGAGGGUGAGCUCCCAGAAAACAGUCCAGUGGGUCAUACGGUUCUACAAGUGAAGGCCAAUGACUCCGACAUGGGACCCAAUGGAGAGGUGACCUACAGCCUCCACCAGGCAUCAUCGAAUGUCCAGAGACUCCUUAGCAUUGACCGCAACACAGGCACCAUUUUCGUCAAAGGCUUGGUGGAUCGUGAAGACAUCAGCAUGCUCAAGUUCUAUGUCCAAGCUAAAGACAAUGGUCCACAGGCGAAGAGCUCCAAAGCCCAUGUGACUAUUACAGUGAAGGACCAGAAUGACAAUGCACCCUCAAUCAGAAUCCGGGGUAUUGGCCUUGUGACACAUGAAGAUGGUGUCGCUAACAUAUCGGAGGACAUGCCUGUAGGCACAGCUGUGGCUCUGGUGGAGGUAUCAGAUCGUGAUGAAGGUGAAAAUGCAGUUGUAACCUGUGUGGUGGCAGGGGAUGUCCCAUUCCAGCUACGUUCAGCUAGUGAAACAGGCAACGACCGCAAGAGGAAGUACUUCCUUGAGACAACCAUGCUGUUGGACUACGAGCGGAUCAAAGACUACAGGAUUGAAAUUGUGGCAGUGGACUCUGGCAACCCUGCACUAUCCAGCACAAAUUCCCUGAAGGUGCAAGUGACAGACAUGAAUGACAACUCCCCGAUCUUUUCGCCCUUUUUGUACGAGGUAGAAUUUGCUGAAGAGAACCAGCCAGGUGACAAGGUUCUGGAUGUGGUAGCCACGGAUGCCGACAGUGGGACUAAUGCGGAACUGACAUACAGUAUCACUGGUGGAUCACUCCCCAAAGGGCUAUUUGAAAUUAACCCUAACACAGGAGAAGUGCGUGUCAUGAGCCAGUUGGACCGUGAACAAUUAGAUCUUUAUCAAUUUCUAGUCGCAGCAGCUGAUAAAGGUGUACCAAGCUUGAGAGGAACUGCCACUGUUGUUGUUAAGGUGCUCGACAGGAAUGACAAUGACCCUAAAUUUAUGCUCAAUGGUUACAGCUUUUCAGUCCAAGAAAACAUGCCACCCCUUAGUCCUGUUGGAAUGGUAACAGUCAACGAUCGUGACGAGGGUGACAAUGCUCAUGUUGAACUCUCUGUAGAACCAGACAAUGGCAAGUUUAUGAUUCAAAAUGGAACAUACACCAUACUUUCAACUAUUUCCUUCGACAGAGAAAGGGAGAACACCUACAGUUUCCGACUUAAAGCUGUUGAUGGAGGUGAUCCACCACGUUCCUCCUAUGUUGGUAUUACCAUUAAUGUUCUUGAUGAGAAUGACAAUGCUCCAUAUGUCACUAAGCCCUCAAACUCUUCAUACAAGUUCUUGGAUCCCCGCACCAGCCCAGAAACCCAUGUAGAACGUGUUGAGGCAGAGGACAUGGACAUCGGUUUAAAUUCGGAGAUGGAGUUCAGUAUUGUAGGUGGCAACCCUCAUGGCUUGUUCCGGAUCUCUUCAGAAGGUGAGAUUACAUUGGCUAAAGAGUUCACAUCCAAACAUAUUGGUCUCCAUCGUCUGGUAGUAAAAGUUAAGGACAAAGGCGCGCCACCACGCCAUACGACCGCACUGGUUCACAUUUAUGUCAAUGAGACCAUCGGCAAUGUCUCCCAUGUCGAAGGACUUGUUGGACACAGUCUUUAUACACCACUUGAAAUGGACAUUGCGGGAGAUCCCGAUUAUUCUCGAGACCAGCAAAGUAACAUUAUUUUUGCAGUCUUGGGUGGCUUUUGUGUGGUAGUUCUAAUCAUUGCAGUGGCUAUGAUCAUCAGGCACAUCAUGCUGAAGGAAAAUAAAAGUGGCUACCAGGCAGGCAAGAAGGAGACCAAAGACCUAUAUGCCCCCAAACCAGGACCUAAGAGCAACAAGAACAAGAAGGCAAAGAAAAGCAAAGCUCCAAAGCCUGCCAAUCCAUCUGAGGAGGAUGAGGGGGGGAGUCUCCAGAAAGGCCUAAAGUUCAACCUCAUGAAUGAUAGCGUCAACGAUAGCCCUAGGAUUCACCUGCCGCUCAACUACCCCCCUGGGAGCCCAGACCUGGGGCGACACUAUCGGUCUAAUUCUCCUCUGCCAUCCAUUCAGCUCCAACCUCAGUCACCUUCUGCCUCAAAGAAACACCAGGCAGUGCAGGACCUGCCGGCCACCAAUACCUUUGUAGGAACCGGGGACAACAACUCAACAGGCUCAGACCAGUAUUCGGAUUACAGCUACAAGGCCAACUCUUCAAAAUAUAGCACCAAACAGCUCCCACAUCGCCGAGUGACCUUCUCCACAGCCAAUCAGGCGCAAGAUCUGCAGGAUCCCUCUCAGCACAGUUACUACGACAGCGGUCUGGAAGAGUCAGAGACACCCAGCAGUAAGAGUUCUUCAGGGCCCCGUAUCGGGCCCCUCGCCCUACCUGAAGACCACUAUGAACGCACUACCCCGGACGGCAGCAUCGGAGAGAUGGAACACCCCGAGAACGGUGCUGUAACGGGCGUUGACCAAGAGAAGGGGGCCGGCCAAAAAAGACUGCCUUAAACAUUCUUCUUUUUCCAAAAUAUUUUUUUCUUUUUUUGCUCCGCGGGAGAGCUUGCCUCUUGUCACAGAUUGCCAUAACACAUAUCUCUUCAUCUCUGAAAUAUAUAGAACUGCCUUUUUUUCACACAUAAACAAUAAGAAAACUCAAAUGGACAAAGUCGGAAAGGAAAAGCAGACUGAAAAUGGGCGUCUGUCCUCUGAUGUUUAUCACCCCCAACCCUGACGUUUUUUCCUCCGUAGCUUUUUGGGAGCGGAUAUCUAAGGACACUGCAAGGAAUUUGGACUAAUGGAUUUGUGAUAUACCGUUUUUGCCUCUCCUCUGCUGUGCAAUUCUUCCCUUUGCUAUGAACUCUUUUGUAUGGACUUGCCCUACUCCUUUCUGCUCCUGUUCCCUUUGAACCCCUUUGGAGUCUUACUAUCAUUGCAAUCACCCGGGGUUUGGUAGGUAUGUCUUUCCUCUGUCCCUCUCUCUCCUCUUCAAUAGCCUCUCCUCUUUUUUCUCCUCUCUAUCUCUUUUUCACUGCCACAGCCGGACCCAUUCACAUUCAUUGACAAAUCACUUAAGAGAACUUAAAAGCUCUUCUAUAAUGCACUCUGACCUCUUAUCAAAUACAGCAACAGUAUUCUUCUCCCAUAACUCAUAGUCUUUCUCAUCUCGCACCAUAAAAAAAACGAGGGGAAGUUUUAUGAGAAAGGGAAAAGAAUGCUUUGCAGUCUAGUCAAAUGAAGACUUUGCACUUCACUUCAAUUUUUUCCCACUCUUUCUCAUUCUUGUCUCCUUUCCAAAAGACCCCUAAGUUAAAAGAAGCAAGAGCAAAAAUUUCUUAGAUGAGAACAUUAGCUCCGUUUUGGCUCCUUCAGACGUGUGCAUUCACAAACCCAAAUGGAGCUUAGUGCCAUAAAGUGUCAGCCAGUCGUGUUUGUUAAUUAGAUUGGGUGACUGCAACUCCAUUCCAGUCUCUUUCUCUCUUUUUUUCUCUCUGUCUCUCGCUCUGAAGGCAAUGAUGUCUUCACCUAACACCAAUGACUGUGCCACAAUAAACACAGACACCAAAUACACGUUUGCCUUUGAACUGAGAACACGUAUUAAUGUGAAUAUUGUAGAUAUUGACAUUCCCCGGUGUCUACUUGGGGAACAUGUGUAAAUAUGUAACUAGCUUUGAAUUAUAUUUAUCAAACAUAUAUAAAUAAAUAAAUAUAUGGUAGACCUGACAGUAUGUCCGUAAUGUGAAAACUUAUUUUAUGGUCAGAUAUGGGAAUUUACUUCUCUGUGACAAUGAUUACAAAAGCAGUAGAUGGGGAAGCUAGAUUAAUGUCAUGAGUCAUUUACUUACAUUAAGCCAGUAAUAGAGAUUCUGUCUGCUCUGCAGACAGUCUAGCAGAAAGUGCUGUUCUUGUGAAUGUACUUUGUAUUCAGCCAUUUUUAGUACAAUAAAUGGACUUAUCAACAUC